UAGGAAGCUGCAGCUACAAGCAAACCACGUACGCACCACAACCGAAGCAUGCAUACAUCGAUGGCGAUGAGGAGGACCUGCAGGACGGCCCUCGUCGCGGCUGUGGUGGUGGUGGCCCUGGCGAUGGCGCCGCCGGCUGUGUGCGAGAGCAAGACUACCCAGCAGCAGGAGAAGAAGGGGCCGCUGGUGACGGCGGUGAUCGUGUUCGGCGACUCCAUCAUGGACCCCGGCAACAACAACGGCCUCCACACGGCGGUGAAGGCGAACCACGCGCCCUACGGCAAGGACUUCGCCAACCACGAGCCCACCGGCCGCUUCUCCAACGGGCUCAUACCCACCGACUUCAUGGCCCAGGGCCUUAACGUGAAGCAACUACUUCCUCCGUACCUGGGCGUGGAGCACACCCCCGAGGACCUCCUCACCGGCGUCAGCUUCGCGUCCGGCGCCACCGGAUUCGAUCCUCUCACCCCCGUCAUCGUGAACGUGAUCUCACUGGAGCAGCAGCUGGCCUACUUCGACGAGUACCGCGGCAAGCUGGUGGGCAUCGCCGGCGAGGAGGAGACGCGGCGGAUCAUCGACGGCGCGCUGUUCGUGGUGUGCGCGGGCACGGACGACAUCGCCAACACCUACUACACCACGCCGCUCCGGAGCGCCCACUACGACAUCCCCGCCUACGUGGACCUGCUCCUCGUCGGCGUCGAGUCCUUGCUCCGCAACGUGAGCGCGCGGGGCGCCAAGCGGAUCGGCUUCGUGGGGCUCCCGCCCAUCGGGUGCGUGCCGUCGCAGCGGACCAUGGGCGGCGGCCCGGACCGCGGCUGCGUGCCGGAGCGCAACGCCGCCGCACGGCUCUACAACGCGAGGGCGCAGGAGCUGAUCCGCCGGCUGGGGGAGGAGGACCCGGCCGGGUUCCCCACCCUCGUGUACAUCGACAUCUACACCGUGAUCCAGGACCUGGUGGACAACGGGGCGCGGUACGGGUUCAGCGAGACGAAGAAGGGGUGCUGCGGCACGGGGACGUCCGAGGUGGCGGUGCUGUGCGACGCGAGGUUCAUGCCGGUGUGCGACGACGUGUCGGAGCAUGUUUUCUUUGACAGCUACCACCCCACGCAGCGGGCCUACAAGGUCAUCGUGGACUACAUCUUCGACCACUACAUGCAGUUCCUGAAUCUCUGAGACUACAUCAUUUAUAUUCUCGUGUGUUUUCAAAGCAUUACAUUGUUCAUUCUUGUUAGUCUGAAUUAUGAGAUAUCAGGGCCAAAAACAGAUCGGCCAAGCCGAGCUGCAAUUGAUUCAGUGUGUGAGUAUAUAUUUUGGGUGGUGCUUGAUCCAACAUUAAUUGUCAACAGAAAUGUAUUUGGAGAUAGCAAGUUGUAUAUCCACUAGCAAAACGGCCUGUGCGUUGCAACGGAAGAAAAAAUAUAUUCUAAUCUUCAGUGGCCA
Messenger RNA from Aegilops tauschii subsp. strangulata, 1440 nucleotides. Its product is annotated as GDSL esterase/lipase EXL3. Lineage: Eukaryota; Viridiplantae; Streptophyta; Magnoliopsida; Poales; Poaceae. Gene Ontology annotation, molecular function: hydrolase activity, acting on ester bonds. The record is from RefSeq and is a predicted model, not a curated record.